AUGAUUUGUAAAACAGUAAAAUUGACAGGAAAUAUAGCUAGAAGAACAUUUUCAUUGUCAAAAUAUGCAACAAACAAAAUUGGAGGAAAAUACACAGUAACAUUGAUUCCGGGUGAUGGAAUUGGAAAAGAGAUAUCAGAAUCAGUAAAAACGAUCUUUAAAGCGCAAAAAGUUCCGGUGGAAUUUGAGCAAAUAGACAUUACAGGACAAAUUAAAGCCGGAGAAAAAAAUGAACUAUUUAAACAAAGUAUUGAGUCUCUCAAAAGAAACAAAGUUGGAUUGAAAGGAAUUUUAUAUACUCCUUCAGAACAAAGUGACCACUUAAGUUUUAAUGUUUCACUGAGGAAAGUGGUUUAUUUAGAUGUCUAUGCAAAUUUAACACUUAUAAAGAAUAUUCCAGGAUACGAAACAGCUCAUAAAAAUGUUGAUUUUGUCAUUAUCCGUGAAAAUACGGAAGGUGAAUACUCUGGCUUAGAACAUCAAUCAGUUCCAGGGGUUGUUGAAUCUCUUAAAAUAAUUACACGCACAAAGUCUGAAAGAAUAUCACGAUUUGCAUUCGACUAUGCUUUGAAGAAUAACAGGAAAAAAGUUACAGUCAUUCAUAAAGCUAAUAUUAUGAAAUUGGGUGAUGGAUUCUUUCGUAAAACAUUUUUCGAAAUUGCAAAGAAUUACCCACAAAUUGAAGCUACCGAUUUGAUUGUUGAUAACGCAAGCAUGCAGGCUGUUAGCAAACCACAGAAAUUCGAUGUUCUUGUUAUGCCUAAUUUAUAUGGAAAUAUUAUGAGUAAUAUUGGUGCAGCUUUAGUGGGCGGCCCAGGUGUUGUACCAUCGGCUAAUUAUGGUGAGGAAUAUGCACUAUUUGAGCCAGGCUGUCGCCACGUUGGUCUUGAUAUUGCUGGAAAAGGUAUGGCGAAUCCAACUGCAUUAAUUCUAUCAUCAACAAUGCUUUUACGCCAUCUUUCCCUGGACGAUCAUGCUAACGCCAUUGAACGUGCUGUCUAUGAUGUUCUCUUAAAAAGCAACGUCAGAACACCUGACAUAAAGGGCACUGCGUCUACUACAUCUUUUACAAACGCUAUUCUUGAUCAAUUAGAACGAUCUUCUUAA
This is a messenger RNA of Pneumocystis jirovecii RU7, 1107 nucleotides long. Its product is annotated as isocitrate dehydrogenase, NAD-dependent. The coding region runs from base 1 to 1107 and encodes 368 amino acids. Gene Ontology annotation, biological process: isocitrate metabolic process; tricarboxylic acid cycle. The record is from RefSeq and is a predicted model, not a curated record. Gene Ontology annotation, molecular function: NAD binding; magnesium ion binding; isocitrate dehydrogenase (NAD+) activity. Gene Ontology annotation, cellular component: mitochondrion. NCBI's taxonomy places the organism in Eukaryota, Fungi, Ascomycota, Pneumocystomycetes, Pneumocystales, Pneumocystaceae. The transcript has 8 exons.